AAUAUUGUUAAUAGUUUUAUUUGAAAGAAAGGACAUAACUCUUGCCGUUUACAAGGGUCGCCGAAGUUGGCAGAUUUUGAUUUGUACACCAAUGACAGAACGUAGGAAAAUAUUUUUGUUUCUUAUUCGUGUCGCAGAAAAGAAUAAGAUUUUUUUAUAGGGGAAAAAUAGGAAAUACUAAUAGCAUAGCUUCCGUAUGUGUUAUCGGAUUGCUAGCUCGUUAGAUUGUAAUGUUAAAAAGCCACGCAUUGAACUACAUUCAUGCAUUGAAAUACGUAUUAUACCAAAAAAGACAGUAUAUUUUAUCAGUAUAGAAAAUUCCAGCCACACAGUCUCAAAUACGACAUAAUCAAGAAAUGUCACAGAUGUACAAAGAAGCAUCAGGACUGUCAUCUAUGGAAAAUUAUGGAGGUGAUCUACAGCUGGAGGUGAUUGUUGAAUGAAUGGGAAGUGACACCGAAGAAAGCAGUUCAGCAACAGAUAAUAACUCGUGGGAUGAUCAAGCACUGGUUGACGCAUUUGAAGAAGCUUCACUUGCAGCAAAAUACAGAAUAGCUGCUCGUAUGAUUGCACGUGGAGAACAACCUCUUGAAAAUGGCUUAGAUUUACCAGAACAACUUGAAAGUGGUGUUGGGCAAACUGUGGCAAGCAAAAAGUCAAAGAAAGGCAACAAAAGAAAGUGGGAAGUUGGAGCACCCUGUAGAGCAAUUUUCUCGGAGGAUGGGUGUGAAUACGAAGCCAUUAUACAAUCUGUAGACCAGAAGAAAGGAAAAUGUGUUGUGAAGUACAUAGGCUACGAUAAUGAAGAAGUAGUUUCAGUGGCAGCUUUACAGCCAUCACAAGGUUCCAUUGCAAGGCAGUACCAAAUACAGCAAGCACUGGAAAAUGUAGAGUCGGAUAAUAUUAUUGGAAGUGAAGAAGAUGGAGAACAUCAUAUUGAUUCAUUUGAAGAUGCGUCAUCAAAUGGGGCCUCCUGGAUUGGACAGUCUGAAUUUUACAACAGCAGGCAAGGACCAUUUCUGCAUCCUCAGAACCCAAUGAGUGUGCCAAUACCACCACCUCCGCCUCCGCAUAUAACAUCACAAUUCCCAGAAGAAGAUUCUGAAGCCCUAUCUGCAAUGCUGUUGUCCUGGUAUAUGAGUGGUUUUCAUACAGGAUACUAUCAAGGCCUGAGAGACGCUAAGAAGGGUAGACAUAAGCUAAGCCACCUUCGGAUGCAUUCAAGGAAGAAAUGAAACUAAGGGACUUAUAUUUUUAUACCAUAAGGAGCCAUGGACAUACAGAAAUUACUGUUUUGAACAAUCUUUUGCAAUGUUCUGCCAGAAUUCAUCUGAAGAGAUACAUAUACUUUUUUACAUUAAUUGUAAAGAACCUCAAUUUGUAACAUGACUUCCUUCAGAGAUUACAUCUUUCCAUUUUUGUAUGACACUGUGAUAUUGUAAAAGAACUGUUUAUCAUUUCUCACUUUAAACUGGAAUGUGAUAAUAAAAUACU
Molecule: messenger RNA, 1494 nt
Organism: Schistocerca piceifrons (Central American locust)
Lineage: Eukaryota; Metazoa; Arthropoda; Insecta; Orthoptera; Acrididae
Gene: Smn
Product: survival motor neuron protein
Exons: 7
Coding region: 444-1235 (263 amino acids)
Biological process (GO): mRNA processing
Cellular component (GO): nucleus; cytoplasm
Molecular function (GO): RNA binding
Source: RefSeq, a predicted model, not a curated record